Messenger RNA from Musa acuminata AAA Group (dessert banana), 1290 nucleotides. RefSeq names its product zinc finger CCCH domain-containing protein 25-like. Gene Ontology annotation, cellular component: precatalytic spliceosome; catalytic step 2 spliceosome; U2 snRNP. The transcript has 5 exons. Gene Ontology annotation, molecular function: metal ion binding; RNA binding. Gene Ontology annotation, biological process: mRNA splicing, via spliceosome. Bases 158 to 1018 code for a protein of 286 amino acids. The record is from RefSeq and is a predicted model, not a curated record. Lineage: Eukaryota; Viridiplantae; Streptophyta; Magnoliopsida; Zingiberales; Musaceae.
AAUCGACGUCCGGCCCUGAUUCAUCGCCUUUGCCGGGCCGCUGCCCUUUCUCCGCUGGAUGCAGUCAUCCAUCAGGGCUUGAACGUGUCUUUGCUUAGAGGCCGAGCUGGGUACUGCAGCGCGUGGACGUGCGAGUAAUUAGGCAUAGAAGGAAAGGAUGAAUCCUUUGACGCUGGUGAAGCGGACCCAGAAGAUCAACUCCACCGAGGCGGCGUUGGGCAUAUCGGAGGAGGCCUCCUGGCACGCUAAAUACAAGGAAUCCGCCUACAUAUUCAUCGGUGGCAUCCCCUUUGAUCUUACCGAGGGCGACCUCCUCGCCGUCUUUUCCCAGUAUGGGGAGGUAGUCGAUGUUAAUCUUGUGAGAGACAAGAGUACUGGUAAAUCAAAAGGUUUUGCCUUUCUUGCAUAUGAGGAUCAAAGGAGUACAAUUCUUGCUGUAGACAAUUUAAAUGGGGCAAAGAUCCUUGGUCGAAUCGUAAGAGUUGAUCAUGUUAGUAACUAUAAGAAAAAGGAAGAGGAAGAUGAGGAGGAGCGACAGAAAAAGAGGGAGGCACGUGGUGUAUGUCGUGCCUUUCAAAGGGGUGAAUGCAAAUUUGGUGAUUCUUGCAAAUUUUCUCAUGAUGAGCAGAGAAGCGCAAACACAGGCUGGGGUCCCAAGGACAGUGAUUCAAGAUGGAAUCAUGACAGAUACGAUAGCCCUCCCAACAGUCACAAAAAUGACUCUCGACAUGCCUCAGAUCCUACUCUGCGUCAGAGAGUUAAAGAGGGCGAUUCAAAAUCUGGAUCGGCAAACAAGGAUAGUCAUCCUUCAAGACUAAAGACCUAUGAAGAUGAUGACGAGUACAGGGAGUCAAGGAGGGACAAGCCCUCAGACAGGCGAAAUUUAGAAGCAAAUCGGGAAGACAGGUUAGACAAGCAAGGAAAUGACAAACGCAGGAGGCACGAUGAAGAAUCCUCUAGCUCCCGUUACCGAAGCCGGGAAGACAGAGGUUCUCCAAGCAGAGCGCAUCGACGAUAGAUUGGCAGUUCCUCUGGAGACAUGAUUGGUUAGUUGAGGUUUCAGGACUUGUUAUUGUGAAUACUGUGAGUCAUGACCCAAUUCCUUCAAAGAUGAAUUGAGCGCUGUUGUGCCAUUGGCUCAUUCACACUGCCACUGCCACAGCCUUGAUCGAGUCCAUGGCUCGCGCUAGGCUGAGGAGAAUGGAGUGGUGCAGAUGCCUUUGUAUUUUGGGUGGAUGGCUAUUGCGUAUCAUCUUCCCGUUGUGAGAUUAUAAUGUGGGCUUUGGUGUC